Plutella xylostella (diamondback moth) is the source of this 4436-nucleotide messenger RNA. The record is from RefSeq and is a predicted model, not a curated record. NCBI's taxonomy places the organism in Eukaryota, Metazoa, Arthropoda, Insecta, Lepidoptera, Plutellidae.
GCAAGUGGUACAAGCAGUUCAACGUGUUCAUGAAGGCAUCUGGGGCCUGCAAGGAGCCGAAGGACGUCCAGGCUAGUCUGCUAGUCAACCUGAUCGGACCAGAUGGAUACGACAUUUACUCGACAUUUAAAUUUAUCAAAGAAGAAGAUCGUGAUGACGUAAGUGUGCUGAUUUCAAAGUUUGAAAAGCACUUUGGUACGAAACAAAACACAACCAUGGCGAGGUUUCGUUUCUUCACAAGAAAUCAAGAAGUAGGCGAAAAUAUCGAUACCUACGUGACCGCGUUGAGGUUACUGAGUCAUCACUGCGAGUUCGAGAACCUCGAGGACGGGCUGAUAAGAGAUCGCAUUGUGUGCGGGGUGAGCGACGGCGCGGUGCGAGACAGGUUGCUCAGGGCUGACGACCUGAACCUGGAGCAGGCUAUUAAAAUAUGCCAGGCUAACGAAUUGUCUUAUGAAGAAAGUCGAAAUAUCGAAAUUAAAAAGAGUGCAGAGUCAGCGAGUGUCGACGGGCUGUAUGGAUCGCGGACAGCAGGACGCGGCGGCGGCAGGUGGGCUGCGGGCGCGGCGAGCGGGCCGGGGGCGCGCCGCCGGGGCCAGCCCGGACCGGAGCCCCGCGGCGCGCCCGGCGGCGGCGGCGGCGGCGGCGCGGCCCGCCCGGGCUCCGCCGAGUGGCGCGAGGAUGCUGGUGCAGUGGCUAGGUUGUGUACGGCAUGUGGUGGUUAUAAGUGUUACACUGGAUCGCGGUGUCCAGCUCGAUCAGUGAAGUGUUUUACGUGCAAUGAGAAAGGUCAUUUUAAAAAAAUGUGUCCCAUCAAGGUCAAUAGACGUGUUUACGAAAUUUGUGAGGACGAAAAUGAAAGUGAAGAACUUUAUUAUGUUUCCUCCUUGGACCAAGGAUCGCACAACAAGGACAGUAUCUGGUAUGAGUCUUUAUGUCUAUUUAACAGUAAUAAAAGUGAGAAGUUUAAACUUGACACAGGUUCUGAUCUAAAUGUGUUAUCUAUGGCUACAUUUGUACGGUUAGGAUUUAAUGCUAAUGAUAUCUUGCCAAAUAAUAUCAGAGCGCAAUCAUUUUGUGGUAAUUACAUUCCAAUAAUCGGUUCUUGUAUGAUGCAAUGGGUGUAUAAGAAUAAAAAACAUGCAAUCGAAUUUGUAAUCUCUGAUAAAGCGUGUCAAAGUGUUUUAGGUAAAUAUACAUGUGAUGAGAUAGGGCUAGUUAAGCGAGUUUAUGAGUUAAAUAUUCAAGACUAUUCAGAAUUAUUUCAAGGCGUAGGUAAAUUGCCUGGUGAAUAUAAAAUUGUACUAAAACAGGAUGCAAGUCCCACAGUGUGCCCAGUAAGAAAAAUUCCGAUCGGAGUUAGGGAUAAAUUAUUGGAGGAAUUAAAUCACAUGGUGGACAUAGGCAUAAUUAGAAAAGUAUCUCAUCCGACUCCGUGGGUAAAUGCUAUAGUGUUAGCCGCUAAAAAAGAUGGUAAUUUUCGCAUCUGUUUGGAUCCGCGGCCGCUGAACAAGGCGGUGCGGCGCGCGCACUACCCGCUGCCCACGCUCACGGAGAUCGCCGCCCAGCUGCACGGCGCGCGCUGCUACAGCAAGCUGGACGCGCGCCACGGGUUCUGGAUGGUGCAGCUGGACAGCGACAGCGCGGAUCUCUGUACGUUUGGUACACCUUUUGGUAGAUACCAAUUCCUAAGGUUACCUUAUGGUAUAAAUUGUGCUAGCGAGGUAUUUCACGCGAAAGUUAGGCAAUUACUGGAGGACCUAGAUGGAGUGGAUUCAUUUGUCGAUGACGUCAUCGUAUGGGGCACCACGAAGGAGGAGCAUGAUGCACGGCUGAAGCGCUUGCUGGACAGGGCGCGCGAGGUAGGUAUAAGGUUCAACAAGUCUAAGUGCGAGUUUUGUGUUGAAAAAAUUACUUAUCUCGGACAUACUUUUAGUGCGGAGGGCAUGCAGAUUGACACCGAUAAACUUAAGGCCAUCACAGAUAUGCCGGAACCGAAUGAUAGGACAUCUCUGGAGAGGUUUUUAGGGAUGGUGAACUAUCUCUCCAAGUUUAUUUCAGGUUACUCGGAAACAGCGGCACCGCUGCGGAGCCUACUGAAGAAGGACGUGUGCUGGGUGUGGGAGGCGGCGCACAGCGCGGCGGUGGCGGCGCUGAAGGCGGCGCUGGUGGCGGCGCCCGUGCUGGCGCUGUACGACGCGGCGGCGCCCGUGCUGCUGUCCGUGGACGCCAGCUCGCAGGCGCUGGGCGCCGUGCUGCUGCAGGGCGGCCGCCCGGUGGAGUUCGCCUCGCUCACGCUCACCGACACGCAGAGUAGGUAUGCGCAGAUAGAGAAGGAGCUGUUGGCUAUCGUGUUCGCCCUCGAACGCUUUCAUCAGUACGUGUUCGGGAGGGGUGACGUCACAGUGGAGACAGACCAUAAACCUCUGGAGGCGUUGUUCGACAAACCGCUAGACGCUGUACCUACGCGUCUUCAGCGCAUGAUGCUGCGUAUCCAGGGAUACAGUUUUAAAGUGACGUACAAGCCUGGUAAGUACAUGUACAUAGCAGACACUUUAUCCAGAGCGGCCCUGCCGGAGCUGAUGGAGGACAAUGUAACCGCUGAGGUUGAGGAUCAGGUCUGUUUUGUGAUCGACAAUGUACGGUUCAGUGAUGACAGGUUACGGGAGAUAAAGCGGGCAACACGUGAUAACGACGUAUGUCAGGUACUUAUUAAUUAUAUUUUAAAAGGAUGGCCGGUUAAUAAGUAUGACUGUGCAGUUGAAUUGCGAGCACUGUGGUCUCACAGAGAGUCUUUGGAGUACAUAGACGAAGUGAUACUCAAAGAUAAGUUAGUGUACAUCCCGGAGGAGCUGCGAGGUGAGAUGGUGGCGCGCGUGCACGCGGGGCACCUGGGCAUCGACCGCUGCAAGCGGCGCGCGCGGGACGUCAUGUGGUGGCCGGGCAUGUCGCGCGCCGUGGAGGCGGCCGUGCGCGCGUGUCGCGCCUGCGCCGAGCACGCCGCGCGCCCCGCCCGGGAGCCCAUGAUACCGCACCAGGUACCGCCUCUGCCGUGGAUGAAGCUCGGCACCGACUUGUUCGAGGUAGGAAAAAAGUAUUUCCUCAUAGUAGUCGACUACUUUUCGAACUUCAUCGAAGUUUCACCUCUGACAAACAUAGGGUCAAAAGCGGUCAUAGCCGCAUUAAAGGACCAAUUUGCCAGACACGGGAUACCCUCGGAGCUCAUAAGCGAUAAUGGCCCGGCUUACUCUUCGCAUGAAUUUAGAGCAUUUUGCCAAGAGUGGGGAGUUACACAUGUCACCACAUCUCCAAACUAUGCACAAGCAAAUGGACUUAGUGAAAGGGCCGUUAGAACGGUAAAAGGUAUCAUAAAAAAGUCAUUAACAUCGGGUGCAGAUUUAUAUUUAGGGUUAUUAAAUUUUAGAGCUACGCCGAGACAUGGCAUCAGUUCGCCUUCUCAGUUAUUAAUGGGGCGAAGGUUAAAUACAAGGCUGCCGGUACACAUUGAUAGAUUGCGUCCAGACCGUAAUAAUGAUAAUGAUUUUACUAACAUAAUUAAAAAUCGUGAAUACAGCAAGCGGCACUAUGACGCGCAUUCACGUGAGUUGCCUCCUCUGCGCGAGGGCGAGGAGGUGAUCGUGGUGGAGGGCGCGGGCGCGCAGGGCGGGCGGCGCCGCAUGCGCGUGGCGGGGCGAGCGCCGCACAGCCAGCCGCGGUCCUACUUCCUCACUGAUGAUACUGGGCGACAAUAUCGCCGGAAUAGGCGACACCUCAUCAAAACCUACAGUAAUGAGGACACGCACCGGUCACCACCUGCUUCUCCUGGCGGGAAGGAGGACGGUGACAGCAGCGGUGACAGUGUGUACGGGGACGUGGUGAGUGAUGAGGACGCGCCGGGGGGCGCUCAGGCUCAGGGGCUAGUAGGGGGCGGUCGCGGGGGCGGCCCGGCGCAGGGCCCGGCCGGGGGUCGCGGGGGCGAUGCCCCAGUUCACCGUCAAGCGGCAGAACAGGCACGAGAAAAACUUGCAUCCUUGUUUUAUAAAAGGAAUAAUAAGUAAAGUUAUUAAGAAAGUUAUUAAAGUUGUUAAAGAGAAAUAGAAGUAUGUAUAUGAUAAUAAUAGAUUAUGUUGUUUGCGUAUUGUGUUGAAUUGGUUAUUAGCACAUAGGUAUUUUUAAAUAUAAUGCUUUUGUAGUGUAAGUGUAAUUAGAUAAAACAGUAGCUAUAAGUGUAACUUGUACUACCUAAUGUAGAAAAUUUUUAAGUAACUGAACUGUAGCUGUUGACCUAUUAAUUAAGUACAUAUAAUGUUUAUUGAACUUUAUGAUAAACUUUUUUCAAUUUAUGGAAGAGAUGUUGUAUAUGGCUUUGUAUGUGUGUGUGUAACUGCGUUUACAUCUACCUGCGUUUAGCAAAUAAAAGUCAGUCAUCAACCUAA